This is a messenger RNA of Aspergillus niger, 1143 nucleotides long. RefSeq lists its product as uncharacterized. Lineage: Eukaryota; Fungi; Ascomycota; Eurotiomycetes; Eurotiales; Aspergillaceae. The coding region runs from base 1 to 1143 and encodes 380 amino acids. The record is from RefSeq and is a predicted model, not a curated record. Gene Ontology annotation, biological process: regulation of transcription by RNA polymerase II. Gene Ontology annotation, molecular function: RNA polymerase II cis-regulatory region sequence-specific DNA binding; DNA-binding transcription factor activity, RNA polymerase II-specific. The transcript is spliced from 2 exons. Gene Ontology annotation, cellular component: nucleus.
AUGACGGAAUCUCCGGGCUCCCCCCUCUCCUCCAUUGCUUCCGACGACAUGUCGGAUCGCGACGACCUAAAGCAAGGCUUCUCCCCCUCGGGCUCCAACAUGCCUCCCUCUAAGCGUCGUCGCACUGGUGUUGCUUCUUGGGAUCGCAAUACUCCCGUCUCGACCACUUUCCAAGAUGACCUCCCUCCUCCUUCUCCCUCCACCUCCAUCUCGUCCGAUACCUCCGGCGACAUUCCCAAUUCUCCUAACACCCUCGCUCUCAUCGGAGGCAGUCAGGAUGAUGACUACAGCGGCCAAGGCAACGAUCAAGUCACCAUCUGUCGCUGGGAUGGAUGCGACGCCGGUGACCUAGGCAACAUGGACGGUCUCGUAAAGCACAUACAUGAAGAACAUGUCGGGAGCCGACAGAAGAAAUACUCCUGCGAAUGGUCCGAUUGCAGUCGGAAGGGCCAAACGCACGCAAGUGGCUAUGCGCUGCGCGCACACAUGAGAAGCCAUACGCGAGAAAAGCCCUUCUAUUGCGCUCUACCAGAAUGCGACCGCAGCUUCACUCGAUCAGAUGCCCUUGCCAAACACAUGAGAACUGUCCAUGAAACAGAGGCGCUUCGUCCCUCCGACCCCGUACCCAAACACCACAAUGUCGCUGCUUCGGCGGCAGGAACGCCGACCGCGACUCCGUCUGGCAAGAUCCAACGAUUGAAGCUGAAGCUAUCGUUUCCACCGAAGGACGAUGCAGGAGAUCAUAGCGAAAGUGCCAAUGAGGAGGGCGCAGGACUGGAGGACGAUCUUCACGUACCUCCUGGUGGGUUGGAGAAGGAAUUCGACACCUACGAGAUGCUGCUCGAAGGCCCGCAACUGUAUCGGUUGCUUCUGAGACAGAUCCAUUGGGCACAGCAGGAUGGCGCGGAGCUACGCGUCGCAUGGGAAAAGAUUCGCGUCAAGAGAAAGGAAUCUUGGAUGGAGAAGGAGGCGAUCUUCGAUGAUCUGAUGGAGGCCGAGGUACGAUUGUUCAAGCUCCUUGAUGAGAAAUUCAGCGUGUCCAAGUCUGCGCCGGCAAAUGGGACGGAUAAUCCGCCGCAGUCGGAGCAGCCAAUGGAGGUAGAUGUUGCACAAGACCAGGGGUCUGGAUCUGUUCCUCCAUGA